This is a messenger RNA of Geodia barretti, 237 nucleotides long. NCBI's taxonomy places the organism in Eukaryota, Metazoa, Porifera, Demospongiae, Tetractinellida, Geodiidae. The record is from the annotation of a GenBank genome assembly.
CGGUGUCUGACCGAGGCUGUACCUCUUCCCAAUCUUCAUGGUUCCAAGGUGCAACUUGCAAAUACGCUAGCAUUGCUCGUGCACCCUGGUGGACCACUACUGAGCUGAAAGCGUAAGAUGUCAAAGGAUUUGGAAGUGUGUAUCCUGAUCUCUGCCUGUAUUCACUGUCUGUUGGCUCAGACAUUUCCAUAUGUCAGCUUCAAAGGACAAACUCUCGCAAACCAUAGCUAUGUGGAC